AUGGACCAUAACACAGCAUGCUUUGGAGUUUUUGUUUACACCACAAUCGAUGGAACGUUCUGCUGCUUGGCGUCAACUUUCUUCAACGAUUACGGAACUCCAACUCGGAUCAACACCGUCAAAGUGCUAGUCAAAAACGUUCCGGACUUUACCGCUUCCCGGGAAAAGAACGAUCUGGGCGUCCUGACGUUCGAUCUCAAGGUUGUUCAACUGGAGCGUGAAGCAGCUAUUCAUAACCCAUCGUUGACACCGGCAAUCAUCAGAAAACCGAUCAUCCGCGGGAUUGUUCAACCUGAGCUUAUCCUCGACGAGCGCACAAGCCAGUAUUGUUUCUGGAAGCAACAGCAGGGUCGGUUAGGAUAG
This is a messenger RNA of Uranotaenia lowii, 363 nucleotides long. RefSeq names its product signal peptidase complex subunit 3-like. The record is from RefSeq and is a predicted model, not a curated record. NCBI's taxonomy places the organism in Eukaryota, Metazoa, Arthropoda, Insecta, Diptera, Culicidae. Bases 1 to 363 code for a protein of 120 amino acids. The transcript is spliced from 4 exons.